This is a messenger RNA of [Torrubiella] hemipterigena, 825 nucleotides long. The record is from the annotation of a GenBank genome assembly. NCBI's taxonomy places the organism in Eukaryota, Fungi, Ascomycota, Sordariomycetes, Hypocreales, Clavicipitaceae.
AUGCGACCUGUUAGAAGCUUCUCGGCAGCGUUCAGAGCGGCACUGGUGGCCGCUCUUUUCGGAACUGUCGUCGUUGGCGAACUAACGCACGCUGUUCGGUAUCAGGGAGACCCUAGACUCUCCGUGCAUGUCAAUGAAGCCGUCAAGGUCGAACGGGCCCCAACCCCGCGACAAAGAGCUUUUGAGUUCUGUUCCAAGCCUUACAAGAAGGUAGCAAUAGCGCCGAACCAGACGCCUCCGAAAGCUGGAUCAGCAAAGCCCAGCAGUAAGAAUCUGGCGCCUGCAAAGAAACCGUCUGGAAAGAAGGCCGCUGCAAAAGGCCUAGUAGCUCGCGUCAAGCCAGACGACUUUGAAGAGGUAGAAAUGAGUACGCUCAAGUCGUGCAAGCCAGGAACUGCUGGCUUGUGGUCUGGUGGCUUUGGCACCUGCCCGGGAUUCAUUGUUACCGGUCAACCUAACAGCCCAGAUGGAGUGAGCUGCAUUCUAAUGCACUUCAGCCUCGGCGCGAGCUUGGAUGACAAAGAGCAGAAGGAAAAAUGGGCAGACUUUGAGAAGGCAGUUCGAGCUUCUGGUAUGACCGAGAUCAAGGGGUUGAUCUUCACUGUAAACACCGAUACUCGGUCGAAGGAGAUAAAGGGGGAUCAGUUCUUGGUGGAGGAAGCACAAGCCUUAACCCCGGACUACAACACUCUUAAAUCCCGUUUGGCGAGACUCACCAAGUCUAGAUCUGUCGUCCAUCAGACUCAUAGCUUUGCCCAGGUUGGUGAGCUGCAAGUUGAUCGCAACGGGAAUGUUCUUGUUGAUGGCCGCCGAGUUAUCCUAUAA